Messenger RNA from Ipomoea nil (Japanese morning glory), 1262 nucleotides. RefSeq lists its product as uncharacterized. Bases 17 to 445 code for a protein of 142 amino acids. The record is from RefSeq and is a predicted model, not a curated record. The transcript is spliced from 2 exons. Lineage: Eukaryota; Viridiplantae; Streptophyta; Magnoliopsida; Solanales; Convolvulaceae.
UUAGUCUAUUAGAGACAUGGUCAACACUCAGCAUCAGACAACAACCAACACUCCCCAACCACUAGCCCUAGAUCUCUCUUCGCGACUUCUCCUCCGCCAUCGUUAUUCCGCCUCUCAUCGCCAGUCGCCUAUUCCCCCACCGCCAGUCGCCUAUUCCGCCACCGCCAGUCCGCCUAUUCCGCCUCCGCCACCGCCAGUCCGCCUACUCCGCCUCCGUCACCGCCUGUCGCCAGACCGCGUAGACGCCAGGUCGCCAGUCCAGUCCGGCAGUCGCAGCAGCCCUCCGCCUCACAGUCUCAGCAAUCCUCCAGCUUCUUUUAGAUCUUUCAGGUUUUGGGUUGGUGAAGGGGCUCGAGCAUGGGCAAACUCCAAAGGUGUUGCUUUAACAAAAACAAUAGCAGAAGCUGAUGAGGUAUUAUUCCUCUUUCCAGUAAUGUCUAUAUGAACACUGUCAAGUUUUGAUGCUACAUUGAUUUGUGGAUCUACAGAGAACAGCAGUUCACAGAUUUUGAUCACUUCAUAUGGGUGUUUGCUCUUUAAUCAUCCACAAGCUAAUCUGUGUAGCAUCCUGUUUUGGGUUCAUGUUGUAGUCUUGUAGAUGGACACACCUUUAGCAUUCCUGGAAUCAUAGUGUGGUCCUUGUAUUAGCAUAUGGAAUGUUUUGAUUGUAGGAAGAUUUCAUUUACUUUAAGCUUAUUAAAGUUGAAGAAGUGAAGGUGAAAUGGUGCACUAGAGAUUCUGUGUAUAUUGAUGUUUUAUGAUGUAAUAUCGUCAUUAGACAACUGCUUGCCCACUCUUUCCUUGGUCAAUGUGGCUUUGUUGUUGUUAUAAGUUGCGUUUAUUUUUCAUGCAUAAGCAUACAAUUUAUACCCUGAUAUGCAUCACACGAGGUGCAAUUCUCAAAUAGGCCUUAGCAGUAAAUCCAGUAAUCUUGUUUUAUUCUUUGUCAUGUCCUAUCUAUAUUGGGCUGUUUAUGUGAUGCUAAAGGAGAUCUCUAAAGCCAGAAUUUCUGUUUGUGGCAGGUUGAAUCUUCCACUGCGGCAAAGACGAAAAUGUGUACAUGUCUCUAUCUUUGUAAAUAUUUACUGUUUACUAUACCAAUAUACCUAAAGGAUAAUAUAUGCUAACGUUUUUCUUUUUAAGCCAUCAGAUUUGAAGGAUUUUUUUUUUUUUUUUUUUUUUGUGAGGGUAAAGGAGGAUACUUGGGGUAUGCAAGAGAAAUGACAGUAAGUUUGUUUUGGUUGCAUUAAAUUUUUGUCACU